GCUCGCUCGUUCCAUUCCGCUCAGAACCGCUCGAGCUUCGAUACGACUUUCGUCGGAGGGGCCCGACCGUCGACGAGGAACCGGAGGAUCCAGCCACCCCGAAGGGCUGAUACGACCCCUCUCGUUCGAUCCAACUCGAUCCCGUAAAUCAAAUUCGAAGAGUGUGUGCAACGUGUACGCGAAGUGAAGAAAAGUUUCUUUUUCUAUACGAGGUGAAUUUCAAAUCCAGUUCGUUUCCUUCGACACGAUUUUUUUUUUCCGGUCACAAGAUAGUGAAGCAAAGAAGUGACUGAGAAAUCGUGAAGUUCGAAGGGUCUGUCGAGGGCGCGAGGCAACCACCAGCAAGUAGUAGUGGUUGAUCAUUGCUGCACCACCGGAGGUUAGGAAGUCGUCGGCACCCCGUGGUCGUCGUCGUCGUCGUCGUCGUCGUCGUCGUAGUUGUGCUCGUGGUUUUGCACGGGGCUAACAGUGUCACCGGAGGGAGAAACAUGUUGAAUCGUGACUGUGUGUGACCAUCUGCGACCCCAUUGACUACGAGAAUAGGGGCAAAGAUCAGAAGAGAAAAUUGCAAGAGGAAGGUGGUGAACGAGCUCGUCGAGGUUACGUGAAAACGUACCGACGGCAUGGCUGACAGUGAGGGUGGAUCCGAGCAGGAUGACGUAUCAUUCCUUCGCACGGAGGAUAUGGUGUGUCUAUCCUGCACAGCAACUGGUGAAAGAGUUUGCCUCGCAGCCGAGGGUUUUGGUAAUCGACACUGCUUUCUCGAAAACAUCGCAGACAAGAAUAUUCCACCGGAUCUGUCGCAAUGCGUAUUCGUAAUAGAACAGGCUCUCUCGGUGAGAGCUUUGCAAGAAUUGGUUACUGCUGCUGGUUCCGAGACGCAGCAAGAAAAUGUAGGAAAGGGCACUGGAUCCGGGCACAGAACGUUGUUAUACGGUAACGCUAUUCUGUUGAGGCAUCAGAAUAGCGAUAUGUAUUUGGCUUGUUUAUCGACCAGCUCUUCCAACGACAAGUUGGCUUUCGACGUGGGUCUACAACAGCAUUCUCAAGGGGAGGCUUGUUGGUGGACGGUGCAUCCGGCAUCGAAACAGAGAUCCGAGGGUGAGAAGGUUCGAGUCGGUGAUGAUCUUAUUUUAGUGUCAGUAGCUACUGAAAGAUAUUUGCACACCACGAAAGAGAACGAUUUAUCGGUGGUGAACGCCUCGUUUCACGUGACACAUUGGUCGGUUCAACCUUACGGUACUGGAAUUAGUCGAAUGAAAUAUGUUGGUUACGUGUUCGGUGGUGAUGUGCUGCGAUUUUUCCACGGCGGCGACGAAUGCCUCACAAUACCGUCUACGUGGAGUACGGCGCCAAGUCAAAAUAUAGUGAUCUACGAGGGUGGCAGUGUAAUGAGUCAGGCACGAUCAUUAUGGAGGCUGGAAUUAGCUAGAACGAAAUGGGCAGGUGGAUUCAUCAAUUGGUUGCAUCCGAUGAGGAUCAGACACUUGACCACGGGACGUUACCUUGGGGUGAAAGAAAACAAUGAACUCUACCUGGUCGAUAGGAACGAGGGGACGAUAGAGACGUCGACGUUUUGGUUACGACAAGAAAAAGAUGACCAGAAGAUCAUUCUCGAGGACAAGGAUCUCGAAGUUAUCGGUAUGCCGAUUAUCAAAUACGGUGACUCGACUGUUAUUAUGCAACAUGCCACUACUUGUCUCUGGGUCUCGUACAAGUCGUACGAGACGAAGAAAAAGGGCGUGGGUAAAGUAGAAGAGAAACAAGCGGUCCUGCACGAGGAAGGAAAAAUGGACGACGGUUUGGACUUCUCUCGUUCUCAAGAGGAAGAAUCUCGUACGGCUCGUGUCAUCCGAAAGUGUAGCAGCUUGUUCACUCAGUUUAUCACAGGCCUAGAGACGCUGCAAGUAGAUAGAAGAGCGUCUAUGUUCUUCCAAAAUGUGAAUCUGAACGAAAUGGUGAUGUGUCUGGAAGACUUGAUUAAUUAUUUUGCUCAGCCUGAAGACGACAUGGAACACGAGGAAAAACAAAACAGAUUCCGUGCUCUGAGAAAUCGUCAGGAUCUGUUCCAAGAGGAAGGCAUACUGAAUCUGAUCCUGGAGGCCAUCGACAAGAUUAACGUCAUCACGUCGCAAGGUUUUCUGGUGGCGCUUUCGGGGGACGAGAGCGGUCAAGCAUGGGACCAAAUAUCCGGAUACUUGUAUCAAUUAUUGGCAGCUAUCAUCAAAGGAAACCACACCAACUGCGCGCAAUUCGCUAACAGCAAUCGACUGAACUGGCUGUUUAGUCGAUUGGGCUCGCAAGCUUCCAGCGAGGGCACCGGAAUGUUGGAUGUGCUUCACUGUGUGCUUAUCGAUUCGCCUGAAGCUUUAAACAUGAUGAGAGACGAACACAUUAAAGUCAUCAUCUCCUUGCUUGAGAAACACGGGAGGGACCCAAAAGUCUUGGACGUCCUCUGCUCACUUUGCGUGGGUAAUGGCGUGGCAGUUCGUUCGUCGCAAAACAACAUCUGUGAUUUCUUGCUACCUGGGAAGAAUCUUCUGCUUCAAACACAGCUGGUCGAUCACGUCGCCAGUAUCAGGCCGAAUAUAUUCGUCGGUAGAGUCGAAGGUUCGGCCCUUUAUCAGAAAUGGUACUUCGAAGUUACCGUCGAUCACAUCGAGCAAACGACACACAUGAUGCCUCACUUGAGGAUCGGUUGGGCGAACACUGCGGGGUACAUGCCAUACCCCGGUGGUGGUGAGAAAUGGGGAGGAAACGGCGUUGGCGACGACCUCUAUUCGUUCGGUUUCGACGGUGGGUUUUUGUGGACAGGUGGCAGAAGGACCCAAGUGGUCCAGGAGGCCAAUGAACCGUACAUCAGAAAGAGCGACGUGAUCGGUUGUGCGUUAGAUUUGACAGUACCCAUCAUAACUUUUACUUUCAACGGUGCACCCAUCAUGGGAUCCUUCAGAAACUUCAACCUGGAUGGCAUGUUCUUCCCUGCGAUCAGCUGUUCUUCGAAAUUGUCCUGCAGAUUCCUUUUAGGUGGUGAUCACGGUCGACUCAAGUUUCAACCACCUGAAGAAUUCUCACCCUUGGUAGAAAGCCUGCUACCUCAUCAGAUUUUGUCUCUAGACCCCUGCUUCUACUUUGGCAACAUGAACAAGGUGGUGUUAGCUGGACCAUGGCUGGUCGAAGAUGACACUGCUUUUGUUCCUGCGCCCGUUGACACAUCGAUGAUCAAUCUACCAUCUUACGUUGAACAAAUCAGGGACAAAUUAGCUGAGAACAUUCAUGAAAUGUGGGCGAUGAACAAGAUCGAGGCUGGCUGGAUCUACGGUGAACACAGAGACGAUAUGAGGAAGAUUCAUCCGUGUAUCGUUCAGUUCGAACGACUGCCAGCUGCAGAGAAACGUUACGACACUCAGCUGGCUGUGCAGACGUUGAAAACUAUUUUGGCACUCGGUUAUUACAUCACCAUGGACAAACCACCGUCUAGAAUCAAAACCUUGAGGCUGCCUAACGAACCGUUCCUACAGAGCAGUGGAUACAAACCGGCGCCUCUCGAUCUUAGCGCCAUCACACUCACCCCCAAGAUGGAGGAGCUCGUGGAUCAAUUGGCAGAGAACACUCACAAUUUGUGGGCUAAGGAGAGGAUAAGUCAAGGUUGGACCUAUGGACUGAACGAGGAUUCCGAGAUGAGACGAAGUCCCCAUUUGGUACCUUAUCCAAAGGUUGAUGAAGCUAUCAAGAAAGCUAAUCGUGACACAGCAAGCGAAACAGUGAGGACACUAUUGGUGUAUGGGUAUAUGUUGGAGCCCCCAACUGGAGAACAACACGAAGCUUUACUACUGGAGGCGAGCAGGCUACGACAAUUAUACUUCAGGACUUAUCGCGUUGAGAAACAUUACGCAGUCAGCAGUGGAAAAUGGUACUUCGAAUUCGAGGUACUCACUGCUGGUCCCAUGCGAGUUGGAUGGGCGAAAGCGGAUUGUAUGCCCGGAAGUAUGCUGGGAAGCGACGAGAGCACAUGGGCAUUCGAUGGUUACAACGAGGAAAAAGUAUACUCGGGCACAGCCGAGACAUUUGGCAAACAAUGGCAGGUUGGAGACGUUGUCGGGGUUUUCCUGGAUCUAAUUGACCGAACGAUUAGCUUUUCUCUGAAUGGAGAAUUGUUAAUGGAUGCACUCGGUGGCGAAACAUCGUUCGCGGACGUGCAAGGGGACUCUUUUGUCCCAGCUUUCACACUUGGUGUCGGACAGAGGGCAAAGUUAACUUUUGGUCAGGAUGUGAACACCCUGAAGUUCUUUACGACCUGCGGUUUGCAAGAAGGAUACGAGCCAUUUUGCGUGAAUAUGAAUCGACCGGUUACCUACUGGUACACGAAGGAUCAACCGAUCUUCGAGAACACAGACGACAUGGCUGACACCAGGAUAGAUGUAGCCCGAAUUCCAGCUGGUUCUGACACUCCGCCGUGCUUAAAGAUCUCCCAUAACACGUUUGAAACCAUGGAGAAAGCGAACUGGGAAUUUCUACGGUUAUCCUUGCCAGUUAUCUGCCAAUCGACCUUCGUCUCCGAAAGCGAAAAGUUACGAAGAUGGCAGGAAAUUAAAAUGCGACAGAACAGAUUAUUGUCUGAACAGGUGGAACAAUCGCAACAAGCCGCACCUUCUGCCCACAUGGAGCAGAUCAUGAGAUCUGGUUUCAGUAUGAGCGACAUCAAAGGAUUACAGAGGAACUACUCGGAGGAUGCGGUCGAGGCUGAUGAAAUGAUGAAGGAAUCACCGCUUCCAAUGCAAAGGAACAAACCUGCGAGACCACCCAGAAAAGGAUCUGUUUAUGGAUCACGGCAAGGAAACAUGGAGAACGCCAUCAGCGAAGUCGAUAUGAAUGGAUAUGGCGACAUGAACGGCGACGUGAAGGAUGACAAGAAGAAACGAGGGCGUUCGCCAUUCCGCAAAGACACAGAGGAUGCCUCGUUCUUCUCGCGUAAAGCGAAGUCUCCGGAUGCGAAAGCGAAAACGCCCGAACCACCUGUACGAUCCGACGUGUCCGACAAAAGCACCAAGACCUUACCGAUGAACAAAGCAAGUAGUCGGCCUCCCCAAGUUCGCAUAUCAAAUACGGAUUUGAAGGUAGUGCCACCACAGAUCCCAGAACGCAACGCACCAAAAGCAAUGUCGGUUCUCAGUGGAUCCGGGGUCGAGUCGAUCGGAAACGAAAUAUACGACGCGGAAUGCUUAAAACUGAUGAACGAAUACUUCUACGGAGUGAGGAUUUUUCCUGGACAGGAUCCAACUCACGUAUACGUUGGUUGGGUCACUUCUCAGUAUCAUUUGCACACGAAGGACUUUAAUUUGUCCCGCGUGAGAAAGGGCUCUGUCGUUAUCACCGACGAUUAUGAACGUCCAGUAGAACAGGUCGAUAGACAGAGUUGCUACAUGGUGAGAGCAGACGAGCUAUAUAACGAGGUAACGCAGGACGCAUCCGGCAAAGGUGCGUCUCAAGGAAUGUUCGUGGGUUGUUUCGUGGACACAGCGACAGGCUGGGUCUCCUUCACCUGCGAGGGCAAGGAAACCAGCCACAAAUUCCGGAUGGAACCCGACACGAAAUUGUUCCCUGCUAUCUUCGUUGAAGCUACCAGCAAGGAAAUCCUUCAGAUCGAACUAGGAAGAACUUCCACGACCUUACCACUGUCUGCUGCGGUGUUACAAAAUUCAGAACGCCAUGUAAUACCACAAUUUCCACCUAGAUUGAAGGUGCAAUGUCUGAAGCCUCAUCAAUGGGCUAGAGUACCCAAUCAGUCGCUCCAAGUACACGCCUUGAAAUUGUCAGAUAUCAGAGGUUGGUCGAUGUUGUGCGAAGAUGCGAUAUCAAUGCUAGCUUUGCACAUUCCUGAAGAGGACAGGUGUAUAGAUAUCUUGGAACUCAUAGAAAUGGACAAACUGCUCAGCUUCCACGCCCACACUUUGACACUGUACGCGGCCCUCUGUUAUCAGUCAAAUUAUAGAGCAGCCCACGCUCUAUGUCAACACGUCGAUCAAAAACAAUUACUAUACGCAAUUCGAGCGGAAUACAUGUCCGGGCCCCUACGACAAGGAUUCUACGAUUUGCUAAUCGCUUUGCAUCUCGAAUCACACGCGACCACGAUGGAAGUGUGCAAGAACGAAUACAUUAUUCCUUUAGGUCAAGAGCUGAAGGACUUGUACGAAGACGAAGAAAUGAAGCACAGCCUCAGGUACCUGGAAACCGAGUCCGUUCGUCCUCAAAUGAAAAUGACGGAUAUCAGGGAAAUUCCUUCUAGCGAUCAAACGAUCGAGAACAUAAGGAGCCUCUACAGCCCUCAUUUCCCCUUGGACGUCGUGAGGGAUUACGUGAUGAUGGCCUUGAACGAGGCCGUCGAAGUGAAUCAAGUUCACAACCGAGAUCCUAUCGGUGGCAGCAACGAGAAUCUAUUCCUGCCACUUUUGAAGCUCGUCGAUAGGUUACUCUUGGUGGGUAUGCUGAGGAACGAGGAUAUCAUGAAGCUUUUAAUCAUGAUUCAUCCUGAAACGUGGGACCCGACGUUUGACAAAGAAGGUAAAGACGAACACAAGAAGGGAUUGCUACAUAUGAAGAUGGCAGAGGGAGCGAAGUUACAGAUGUGCUAUCUUCUUCAUCAUCUGAACGACAUCCAGCUUCGUCAUCGCGUCGAAUCGAUAAUCGGCUUCAGCCACGACUUCGUCGGCGAUCUGCAGUCCGAUCAACUUCGUCGUUACAUCGAGAUCAAACAAUCUGAUCUGCCAUCGGCUGUGGCGGCGAAGAAGACCAGAGAAUUCAGGUGUCCGCCUCGCGAGCAGAUGAACGCGAUUUUAAGCUUCAAAAACAUGGAAUCCGCGGACGAUCCUGACAACAUUCCUUGCGGAGAGGAUCUGAUAAACCGAAUGAACGAGUUCCAUAACAAUCUCAUGUCUUACGUAUCUCUGCACGCUCUUCAGGAGGCGGCCGAUGCUGAGAACGAGCCUAUAGAAGAAGUUCAGAAACCUGGCGCCAUAAAGAGGCUGUUCAACUUCAUUAACGCGGUGAAAGAACUCGAAGAGGAACCCAAACCGGAACCGGAACCACAGAGAAAAACUCCAGAAGAGGUGUUCCGUAAGGUGCUGAUAAAAACAAUCGUCAACUGGGCUGAAGAAUCACAAAUCGAGACACCAAAGUUGGUUCGAGAGAUGUUUAGCCUCUUAGUUCGUCAAUAUGACACCGUUGGCGAGCUAAUUAGAGCCUUAGAAAAAACUUAUGUGAUUAACAGUAAGACAAGGGACGAUGUCGCCCUGAUGUGGGUCGGUUUGAGCCAGAUUCGUGCUUUACUACCCGUGCAAAUGUCUCAAGAAGAGGAGGAACUAGUCAGAGAACGACUCUGGAAGCUGGUGAACAAUCACACGUUCUUCCAGCAUCCAGAUUUAAUCAGAGUCCUAAGAAUUCACGAAAAUGUGAUGGCGAUCAUGAUGAACACCUUAGGUAGACGAGCACAGGCACAAUCUGACGCUCAAACUCAGCCUCAAACAACUGAAGGCGAACCAGCUUCGAAAGAAAAGGAUACAUCUCACGAGAUGGUUGUAGCCUGCUGUAGAUUCCUGUGCUACUUCUGUCGUACAUCCAGACAGAAUCAGAAGGCCAUGUUCGAUCACUUCGACUUCCUACUGGAAAACAGUAACAUCUUGUUGUCAAGACCAUCUUUGAGGGGCUCGACGCCAUUGGACGUGGCUUAUUCGUCUCUUAUGGAGAACACAGAACUAGCUUUGGCUCUCAGAGAACACUAUCUCGAAAAGAUUGCCAUCUAUCUGUCUCGUUGUGGUUUGCAAUCGAAUUCUGAACUGGUGGAGAAAGGUUAUCCUGAUCUGGGAUGGGAUCCAGUGGAAGGUGAACGAUACUUGGACUUUUUGAGAUUCUGCGUGUGGGUGAACGGUGAAAGUGUGGAAGAAAAUGCCAACCUGGUGAUACGUUUGCUGAUCAGAAGACCGGAAUGUUUGGGACCUGCACUUCGGGGCGAAGGUGAAGGGUUGUUGAGGGCCAUUAUAGACGCCAAUAAAAUGUCUGAACGCAUCGCUGACCGACGACAAGUACACGACGAAGCCGAGGGCACAGCGAGCGUGAUGCAAUUCGAGCAUCCCCUUCCGGAAUCAGACGACGACGAAGACUACAUAGACACAGGAGCUGCGAUCCUGAACUUUUAUUGUACUUUGGUCGAUCUCUUAGGCCGUUGCGCUCCAGAUUCUUCUGUUAUCGAACAAGAGGCUUCUACAGAAUCCGUUGGGAAGAACGAGUCUCUACGAGCGAGGGCCAUUUUACGAUCCCUGGUACCAUUGGAUGAUCUACAGGGUGUUUUAUCGUUGAGAUUCACUCUGUUGAACCCAGCAGCUGGUGAAGAGAAACCAAAAAGCGAUAUGCCAUCGGGUUUAAUCCCGGGGCACAAGCAAAGCGUCGUACUGUUUCUGGAACGCGUUUAUGGCAUCGAAACGAGGGAGCUGUUCUUCAAGAUACUCGAGGAAGCUUUCUUGCCCGAUCUUAGAGCUGCCACCAUGCUCGAUAGAAACGAUGGCUACGAGUCUGACAUGGCAUUGGCGAUGAACCGUUACAUUGGAAACAGUAUUCUACCUCUACUGAUCAAGCAUUCCAAGUUUUAUAACGAGGCAGAUAAUUACGCUAGCCUCCUUGAUGCCACACUGCACACUGUCUACAGAUUGAGCAAGAACAGGAUGCUGACGAAAGGUCAACGUGAAGCCGUAUCGGACUUCCUCGUGGCAUUGACCAGCCAAAUGCAACCAAGCAUGCUGUUGAAACUGCUUCGAAAGUUGACCGUAGACGUGUCCAAACUGUCUGAAUACACGACCGUCGCUCUCAGAUUGUUGACCCUGCACUACGAUCGGUGCGCUAAAUAUUAUGGGUCAACCGGUGGACAAGGAGCAUACGGUGCAUCGAGCGACGAAGAGAAACGUCUAACCAUGGUGCUCUUCAGCAACAUAUUCGACUCGUUGUCCAAGAUGGAUUACGAUCCAGAAUUAUUCGGGAAAGCCUUACCUUGUCUCACAGCCAUCGGUUGUGCCCUGCCACCUGAUUACUCGUUGUCCAAAAACUAUGACGACGAAUGGUACGGAAGUAAAUCAGCAUCCACGCAGUCGCCUGAUGGUCCUUACAAUCCUCAGCCAAUCAACACCUCGAGUGUGGUCCUCAACAACGAUCUAAAUCAGAUAGUACAAAAGUUCUCGGAACAUUAUCACGAUGCUUGGGCCAGUCGUAAACAAGAGAAUGGUUGGACUUAUGGGGAACAAUGGUCUGAAAUCAAUAAGACUCACCCAAGAUUGAAACCUUAUAACAUGCUGAACGAUUAUGAGAGAGAACGUUAUAAGGAACCGGUUAGAGAGAGUUUGAAAGCAUUGUUGGCUAUAGGAUGGAGCGUCGAACACGCGGAAGUGGAUGUAUCUUCAACGAAUCGUAGUUCCAUGAGGAGAUCAUCGAAAAGUCAGGUUGUUGCCACAAUGUUUCAGAGUGAUUCGGGAAAUCCGUUCAACUACAAUCCUCAUCCGGUGGACAUGACCAACCUGACGCUCAGCAGAGAAAUGCAGAACAUGGCCGAACGUCUGGCGGACAAUGCACAUGAUAUAUGGGCGAAGAAGAAGAAGGAAGAGCUCAUAACUUGUGGUGGCGGCAUUCAUCCUCAAUUGGUACCAUACGAUUUGCUGACUGACAAGGAGAAACGAAAGGACCGGGAACGUUCUCAGGAAUUCCUCAAGUAUCUACAGUAUCAAGGUUACAAGCUCCACAAGCCGAAUCGAGGAGGAGAGUCUGAAGUUGCCACAGCUGGGGCGUCAGUGGAAUUACGGUUCGCCUAUUCGUUACUGGAGAAACUGAUAGCCUACUUGGACAAGGCUACCAUCAACAUGAAGCUGUUGAAACCGUCCGACACGUUCAGCCGAAGGAACAGCUUCAAGACGUCCACGCGAGACAUCAAGUUCUUCAGCAAAGUCGUGCUACCGUUGAUGGAGAAGUACUUCAGCACGCACAGGAAUUACUUCAUCGCCGUGGCCACAGCCACGAACAACGUCGGAGCUGCGUCGUUGAAGGAGAAGGAAAUGGUAGCAGCUCUGUUCUGCAAAUUGGCUAGUCUCUUGAGAUCCAGGUUGGCCGCUUUCGGACCAGACGUCAGGAUCACCGUCAGAUGUCUUCAAGUCUUGGUCAAGGGCAUAGACGCGAAGAGUUUGGUAAAGAAUUGUCCCGAGUUCAUCAGAACCUCUAUGCUGACCUUCUUCAACAACACCGCGGACGAUCUGGGACACACGAUCCUGAAUCUUCAAGAAGGAAAAUACAGCCAUCUGAGAGGUACCCAUUUGAAAACUUCGACGUCCUUGUCGUACAUCAACAGCGUCGUUCUACCAGUACUCACAGCCAUGUUUGAUCAUCUGGCUGCUUGCGAAUAUGGCAGUGACUUGUUGCUGGACGAAAUUCAAGUGGCAUCGUACAAGAUGCUGGCGUCUCUGUACACUCUCGGUGUAGACUCUUCCCUGACGCACGACAGGAAGUACUUGAAGACAGAGAUCGAACGUAACAAGCCUAACUUAGGCUCUUGUCUGGGUGCUUUCUCCAGCUGCUUCCCAGUGGCCUUUCUGGAGCCUCAUUUGAACAAACACAAUCAGUUUUCUCUUCUAAAUCGAAUCGCUGAUCAUUCCUUGGAGGCGCAGGACAUCAUGACGAAGAUGGAGUCGAGCAUGCCCACCCUGGAGACGAUUCUAACAGAGGUCGACCAGUUUGUGGAAUCCGACAAAACCUAUAACGAUCUUCCUCACGUAGUUGACGUGAUUCUUCCUCUACUUUGCUCUUACUUGCCCUUCUGGUGGGCUCAAGGUCCAGACAACGUAAAUCCAACCGAGGGAACUUACGUUAGCAUGGUCACUAGCGAUCACAUGAACCAGCUAUUGAAAAAUGUUCUCAAAUUGAUCAAGAAGAACAUCGGCAACGAGAAUGCUCCCUGGAUGACUCGUAUCGCUGCCUACACCCAACAGAUCAUCAUCAACUCUUCGGAAGAGUUACUGAAAGAUCCUUUCUUGCCACUUGCUGAACGAGUUAGAAAACGUACGGAUAAUAUGUUCCACAAAGAAGAGUCCCUUCGUGGUUUCAUCAAAUCGUCGACCGAUGACACGUCACAAGUUGAAGCACAGAUUCAAGAGGACUGGCAACUUCUGGUUCGCGAUAUAUACUCGUUCUAUCCUCUGUUGAUCAAGUACGUUGAUCUGCAGAGGAAUCAUUGGCUCAGAAACAACAUUCCUGAAGCGGAGGAUCUUUACAACCACGUGGCCGCGAUAUUUAACAUCUGGUCUAAAUCGCAGUACUUUUUGCGCGAGGAACAGAAUUUCAUAUCAGCGAACGAGAUUGAUAACAUGGUGCUGAUCAUGCCUACAGCGACUAGGAGACCUACUACCAUUUCGGAUGGAACCGCACCUUCUGGUGGAGGCAAGAAAAAGAAGAAACAUCGCGACAAGAAGAGGGACAAAGACAAAGAAGUGCAGGCAUCGUUGAUGGUAGCCUGUCUGAAGAGACUGCUACCAGUUGGUCUGAAUUUGUUCGCUGGUCGUGAACAGGAACUGGUACAACAUUGCAAGGACAGAUUCUUGAAGAAGAUGCCGGAGUACGAGAUUGCUGAAUUCGCCAAGACCCAGUUAACACUGCCAGACAAGAUCGACCCAGCUGACGAAAUGUCCUGGCAGCAUUAUCUGUAUUCCAAGUUAGGUCAGAAGAAGGACUCGAUGGAACCAGUGAAAGCACAGCAGUUAGAGGAUGUCGUUGCAAGGAUCACCGACAUGGCUAAAGUUCUCUACGGUUUACACAUGAUAGAUCAUCCGCAACAGCAGAGCAAGGGUCAAUAUCGAUCCGUGGUAUCGAUACAACGUAAACGAGCCGUGAUUGCUUGUUUCCGUCAAACUUCCCUACAUUCCCUGCCCAGGCAUCGGGCUAUAAACAUCUUUGCACGAACGUACUACGAGCUCUGGUUGCAGGACGAGAAUGUUGGUCAAGAAGUGAUGAUUGAAGACCUUACGCAAUCAUUCGAAGACGCGGAAUUGAAGAAGAUGGACAAAGACGAGGACGAGAGUAAACCAGAUCCGCUCACGCAAUUGGUAACAACGUUCUGUCGCGGUGCCAUGACCGAACGGUCCGGUGCUCUUCAAGAAGAUCCAUUGUACAUGAGUUACGCCCGAAUUAUAUCAAAGUCUUGCGGAGAGGAAGAAGAAGAAGGCGAGGACGAAGGUGGAGGUGGCGAAGAAGAAGGAGGUGCCUCGAUCCACGAACAAGAAAUGGAGAAGCAAAAGCUUCUGUUCCAUCAAGCUCGUCUUGCGAACCGAGGGGUGGCUGAGAUGGUACUGCUUCAUAUAUCAGCCUGCAAAGGUCUACCCAGCGAGAUGGUGAUGAAGACCUUGGAAUUAGGGAUUUCCAUCUUGCGUGGUGGUAACAUUGAGAUUCAACGAGGAAUGCUGAACCACUUGAAGGAGAAGAAGGACGUGGGUUUCUUCACUUCCAUCGCCGGACUAAUGAACUCUUGCAGCGUGUUGGAUUUGGAUGCGUUUGAAAGGAACACGAAAGCGGAAGGUCUUGGAGUUGGUUCCGAGGGUGCUGCUGGAGAGAAGAACAUGCACGACGCAGAGUUCACCUGUGCAUUGUUCAGAUUCAUCCAACUUACAUGCGAGGGUCACAAUCUAGACUGGCAGAAUUAUCUUAGGACCCAAGCUGGUAACACAACAACAGUGAACGUGGUCAUCUGCACCGUCGAUUAUCUGUUACGACUUCAAGAAUCCAUCAUGGAUUUCUACUGGCACUACUCCAGCAAGGAACUCAUCGACCCAGCCGGAAAAGCGAAUUUUUUCAAAGCCAUAGGCGUUGCCAGUCAAGUCUUUAACACCCUUACUGAAGUUAUUCAAGGUCCUUGCGCACAGAAUCAACAGGCACUCGCACAUUCACGAUUAUGGGACGCAGUCGGUGGAUUCCUCUUCUUGUUCUCUCAUAUGCAAGACAAAUUAUCGAAACAUUCGAGCCAAGUGGACCUCCUGAAGGAACUGCUGAAUCUUCAGAAAGACAUGAUCACCAUGAUGCUUUCCAUGCUUGAAGGUAACGUUGUGAAUGGAACCAUUGGAAAACAGAUGGUGGACACUUUGGUGGAGUCUGCGGGCAACGUCGAGCUGAUCCUGAAGUAUUUCGACAUGUUCUUGAAGUUGAAGGACCUCGUGUCGUCGCCUAGUUUCUUGGAGGUGGAUCUGAACAGCGAUGGCUGGGUGUAUCCGAAGGAUUUCAAAGAGAAAAUGGAGCAACAGAAGAGUUACACCGACGAGGAGAUCGAGUUUCUGUUGGCUUGUUGCGAGACGAAUCACGACGGGAAGAUCGACUACGUUGCGUUCAUGGAUCGUUUCCACGAGCCAGCAAAAGAAAUCGGCUUCAAUCUUGCUGUUCUACUCACCAAUCUGUCUGAACACAUGCCGAAUGAACCCAGACUGGCUAGGUUCCUCGAGACAGCUGGCUCUGUACUGAACUACUUCGAACCGUUCCUUGGUAGGAUCGAGAUUCUCGGCGGAAACAAGAAGAUCGAGAGAGUGUACUUCGAGAUCAAAGAGUCCAACAUCGAACAAUGGGAAAAGCCUCAAAUCAAAGAAUCGAAGAGGACCUACUUCUACAACACUGUAGUGGAAGCUGGUGAGAAAGAAAAAUUGGAAACGUUCAUUAACUUCUGUGAAGAUGCCAUCUUUGAGAUGCAACACGCUAGUGCAUUGAUGGCUGUUGAAGAAAGCGGUGGAAUUGGAAAAGCGAGAGAAUCCUCUUACACGUACAUGUCAGAAGAUGAUGAAGAAAGGAACAAGGAUCCCAUCAGAAGAGGCAUUCAGACCUUCAAGGACAGUAUAUACUUCUUCUUCUCUAUAUUCUCUCCCAGCAACAUCAAGAACAAGAUCGCAGAGAUGCAACAGAUGACUUUCUUGGAACUUUUCAUUGGCUUUUUCAAAAUGAUAUUCUACUCUUUCUACUAUUCUGGAUUCGGUGUUGGUUGUGUGAUCAGCUACUUCAUGAGAUUGUUACUGGCAUUGAUGAAGGGACCACACGUGGAAGAGCCUGUCGUCGAGGUGAAGGAAGAGGAAGAGAAACCGUCCAGACAUUUACCUGCUUUACCACCAACACCGGAUGAAUCCAAUCUACAGGUACAAGCCUUCGGAAUGGAUAUAACGAAAGAAGAAGGAGGCCAGAUAAAAAUAGCACCUCACGAAUCUGCAACUUCGACACCCCAGUCGAGUAUAGAGGAAACUGGUGAGAGUACACCGGAAGAAGCAACUGGCGAGGACGGUACAAGGGCCGAAGGUGGCGGGGAAUCGGAAACACCAGUUUCUUUGGCCGAUUUAUUGGGUGGUGAACAAGCUAGAGCUCAAGCAGCAGCCGCAGCAGAAGCAGCAGCAGCUCAACAAGCAGCCAUGGCAGCAGUCGAAGCUGAAGCGAAACAGGAAACGAUAACGGAACCAUCCGGCUCUUCCAUCGACUUUUCCGAAUACACCCACCGAAUUGUAUCGUUCUUAGCUAGGAAUUUCUACAACUUGAAAUAUGUGGCUCUAGUUCUCGCUUUCUGUAUCAAUUUCAUGUUGCUGUUCUACAAGGUUUCUUCUUUGGCUGGCGAUGGGGACGAAGAGGGCAGUGGUGAAGCAAUAGCUGACAUAUUGGCAGACAUAUCUGGCGAAGGGCCAUCCGGUUCCGGGAAUGGUAGUGGCGUGGAAAUGGGAAGCGGUAGCGGAGAGAACGAGUCUGAAGAAAAGGAAGACGUAUACGCUUUGGAAUAUGUGGAAGUUGCAGAAGAUUUCUACUACAUGGCACACGUUAUGAGACUCAUGGCUGCUCUUCACUCGAUCGUCUCUCUUGCUAUGCUGGUCGCUUAUUAUCAUUUGAAGGUACCGUUGGCAAUCUUCAAACGGGAAAAGGAAAUCGCAAGAAGGGUAGAAUUCGAUGGACUCUACAUUGCUGAGACACCGGAAGAAGACGACAUCAAGGCUCAUUGGGACAAAAUGGUGAUAUCGGCGAAAACAUUCCCCGUUAAUUAUUGGGAUAAAUUCGUUAAGAAGAAAGUGAGACAGAAGUACAGCGAGACGUACGAUUUUGAUUACAUCAGUAAUUUGCUUGGCAUGGAGAAGACUUCGUUUAGUCAGCAAGAGGAAGAGGGUUCUGGUUUGAUACACUUUAUCGUAAACAUCGACUGGAGGUAUCAGGUUUGGAAAGCUGGGGUCACCAUCACUGAUAACGCAUUUUUGUACAGUUUAUGGUACUUCAUAUUCUCUAUCCUUGGAAAUUAUAACAACUUCUUCUUCGCUGCUCACUUGCUGGACGUCGCGGUUGGUUUCAAAACGCUGAGGACGAUCUUGCAAUCCGUCACACACAACGGCAAACAACUGGUGUUAACGGUAAUGUUGUUGACGAUCGUCGUGUACAUCUACACGGUGAUAGCCUUCAACUUCUUCAGGAAGUUUUACAUUCAAGAAGAGGAUGAUGAAGUGGACAAGAAGUGUCAUGAUAUGUUAACGUGCUUCGUGUUCCAUCUUUACAAAGGUGUCAGAGCUGGUGGUGGUAUCGGUGACGAAAUCGGUGAACCUGACGGUGAUGAUUACGAAGUCUAUCGUAUCAUGUUCGACAUCACAUUCUUCUUCUUCGUCAUCGUCAUUCUGCUGGCUAUUAUUCAGGGUUUGAUUAUCGACGCGUUCGGUGAACUUCGAGACCAGCUCGAGAACGUGAAAACAAAUAUGGAGAGCAAUUGUUUCAUCUGUGGUUUAGGAAAGGAAUACUUCGACACAGUUCCUCAUGGAUUUGAUACGCACGUUCAGCAAGAGCAUAAUCUUGCUAAUUAUAUGUUCUUCCUCAUGCACUUGAUCAACAAGCCGGACACCGAAUACACCGGUCAAGAAACGUACGUGUGGAACAUGUAUCAGCAAAGGUGUUGGGACUUCUUCCCGGUCGGUGAUUGUUUCCGCAAGCAGAACGAAGCGGUAGAGGAAGAGGCCAAGAAGAAAUAAAUCUUUUUCAUUCGUUUUACACGUACCUAGAUGACCAAUCGAUCAUUACCAAAGGGAUCCUUUCCCGAUACCUCUUCGAUAAUCGUAGCCUCCAAUUUCUACGCGCAAUGAGGAAUACGUUAAGAACGAUUCGACAAUUUUUGCAGAUUAAAUCGUUUAAGAAGUUACACUCUCGUUCGUCUGUCAAUAGAGAAAGGAAACUAGAGAACGCGUGUGUGUGUGUGUACCUUUUACAUUCGACGUUUAUUAUCAUUAUUAUUCCAAGUUUAAAGACGCGAGAUUUUUCACGACAAUGGAUCGCGCGAAUCGCACGCUUUCGGCUCGAAUACGAACGAGCAAACAAGCCGAGAGACUGGCGAAAUAUUUUUCCAACCUAUUUUUCCAACUUUUUAUGGAUGGCUGGAUAUCGUGUAACCGACUAUUUCCUCCUUUAGAUAGGAUCUAAUCGCAAACUGUUGUUAAUCGUCGACGAAGGGAACCGACUGCACAAAUCUACAUUAAUCAUAAACGUUACGAUUGCCUUCUUUUCAUACGUCGUGUGACCACAUUUGCGCGUAAAUUAUUUAACUGAUUAACGUAAUGUUUGAGAUAUGCAAGAUGUUAAAUAAGUUGAUGAUGUUUAAAGUUUAUAUGAAUCACGGAGUUCUCUACGAUUAGACGAGAACUUUUUAAUGAUCAUUGACGACUGAAAUCGCGAUAUAAUCAAACAUGUCAAUACAUUGUAAAUAACGAUUCUACGAGAUGAUUACCUGAGAAUAAAGAAAGACAUACUUCUUUA
Messenger RNA from Osmia bicornis bicornis, 16812 nucleotides. It is a transcript of the gene RyR, whose product is annotated as ryanodine receptor. Bases 624 to 16034 code for a protein of 5136 amino acids. Gene Ontology annotation, molecular function: ryanodine-sensitive calcium-release channel activity; protein binding. The transcript is spliced from 59 exons. Gene Ontology annotation, cellular component: calcium channel complex; smooth endoplasmic reticulum; sarcolemma. The record is from RefSeq and is a predicted model, not a curated record. NCBI's taxonomy places the organism in Eukaryota, Metazoa, Arthropoda, Insecta, Hymenoptera, Megachilidae. Gene Ontology annotation, biological process: calcium ion transmembrane transport; intracellular calcium ion homeostasis.